This is a messenger RNA of Suillus fuscotomentosus, 1422 nucleotides long. RefSeq names its product P-loop containing nucleoside triphosphate hydrolase protein. Lineage: Eukaryota; Fungi; Basidiomycota; Agaricomycetes; Boletales; Suillaceae. Bases 1 to 1422 code for a protein of 473 amino acids. Gene Ontology annotation, molecular function: GTP binding. Gene Ontology annotation, biological process: tRNA methylation; tRNA wobble uridine modification. Gene Ontology annotation, cellular component: cytoplasm. The transcript is spliced from 4 exons. The record is from RefSeq and is a predicted model, not a curated record.
AUGUCGUCUGUUGGUGGAAAACUAUGUACUAAUGAGGCUUCGAAUCACAAAGAGGAAACCUGCAAUGUUGUCAUUUUUGGAGAGACGGGCGCUGGUAAAAGCUCCUUGAUCAAUUUGGUCGCUGGGACGCGAACGGUGUCCUGCACCGCUGUGGGAUAUACGACUGAAACAAAUGUAUACGACAUUUCAAUUCCGAGUCAGAACGAGACCUUGAAGGUAAAACUUUUCGAUACAGUCGGUCUCGGCAAGGGUUUUGAAGGAGAAGUCUCUGAUAAGGACGCUCGAAGAGCUCUGAAAACGCUCCUUCGAGAUCUUAUGAAGCAAACUGACAUCCAUCUCCUCAUGUACUGUGUACGGGGUGCGAGAAUGACGAAGGCGCUCUAUCGCAACUACAAUUUAAUCCGCUCAGAAGUGAAGGAGAGAGUUCCAAUCGUUCUUGUUGUCACGAAUUUAGAAGACAAGGAACCAGAAAUGGAAGAAUGGUGGAGGGAUAACGUGCGAUCCAUCUCAGACUUGGGGAUGGCCUUUGCUGGCCACGCAUGUGUCACCACAGCUACUAUCGACAAAUAUGCAGGGGAUGAGCUCGAGCGGCGCCACAAACAGUCGUACCACGCCGUCUGUCAACUUAUCGAGAAGUGUCGCUCAAAAGGGGGUCAACGUCAUCCGUUGGAUGCCAGCGAAAGGCAACACACUAUUCGACAGGUAUCUCCUAAAAUGGCCGCGAGCAAGAACAGGCAAAAAACUAUCGUACUCUUUGGGGAAACGGGAGCAGGAAAAAGCUCACUCGUCAACCUCAUGGCGGGAGAGGAGGUAGCACGUACAUCUCCUGACACGCAACGUUGUGCAAUGCAGUGGAAAGAGUAUACCAUCGACUUCGAUGGUGACCCGUAUACGGUUUUCGAAACCAUCGGGCUCGACGAAUCGCAGCUGGAAAUCAAAGCGUACCUCGAAUCUGUCGAAAAUGCCUAUAAGCUCGUCAGGGAAUUGGAUAGGCGAGGCGGCAUCGAUCUCCUUCUAUUCUGCGUUCGCGCCGGCAAAAUCACUACUACGCUUCAAGGCAAUUACUGGCUCUUUCACGAAUUCCUCUGCAAGAAGGAGGUUCCCAUUGUUCUCGCCGUCACAAACCUUGAAAGAGAACAAAGGAUGGAGGACUGGUGGCAGAGAAAUGAGGGCACCUUCAACAAGUAUCAGAUAAAGGUCGCCGGUCAUGCGUGCAUCACCGCUGCCAAUAGAUCGGACGACAGACACAAAGGCCUUUAUAAAGAAUCGCGCAUCACGAUCCGCAACCUCGUCAAGACUUUCACUGCUGACAGGCAGAAGCAGGCAUGGAUGAGAGGGCACAGCCUGCUCGUGUCGUUGAUGCGCAAGCUGAAGGAGUUACUUACAGGGGGUUCGAGUGUGAGAAGUUGUCAGGAGAAAUGA